Molecule: messenger RNA, 619 nt
Organism: Camelina sativa (false flax)
Lineage: Eukaryota; Viridiplantae; Streptophyta; Magnoliopsida; Brassicales; Brassicaceae
Source: RefSeq, a predicted model, not a curated record
UGAUCCUGUUGUGGCUAUACACCUCAAUACCUCAUCACACUAUCUUCUUCUACAUCAUUCAUCAUCAUCUCUUUUCAUUUCCUUCUAAGUGAUUAGUAAUAACACAUUUGUCUUAGUAAUAAUGGAGGGUAAAGGACGAGUUGGAUCAUCAUCGUCUUCUUCCUUCACCGCUCAACUCUUUGGCCCCAAGGAAUCUACUUCCUCUGCCAACUUCAACUCCAUUUUCCCUCCUCCUUCCAAGGGAACAGCAAGAAACAUCCUAAGCUCCAAACAUGGGUCCCUAGAAAAACCUAAAGAAUCUUCAUCCUGCAAUCUAAGUUCAUCUCUUUACUACGGUGGUCAAGAGGUUUACUCUCAGUCCACACAGAACUAUACUUACCCUCCAAUUAACAAGGAUCAGGAGAGAGACAACAAUGAUACCAACUCGUCGGACGCCUCAAGAGGAAACUGGUGGCAAGGAUCACUAUAUUAUUAGAGUCUUUCCAACCAGGCGUCUCCUAGAAGAAGAACAUCAAGUUGAAACAGAAGAAUUUUGAUCCGUUGUUUGUUCUUAAGAAACUGUUUCAAUGAUGUCCUGUUUGUCUCUCUGUCUUAUGUUAAACAAAAGAUUAGAUCUUUA